AAAAAAAAUACACAAAACGACGAAAACUAAUUUUGGUAGCAUUUGACCUAAAGGAAGAAGCCAUUAUCCGCUAUUAACUUUUCGUACGAAAAUCGAGUGGCAACAUAGAAGGCAGUUGAGAGGAUCACCAAUGGCGAAUUCUUCUUCUUCUUCGCCAAUCCCUUCCUUAAUCUUUGUGUCGCCGACGAUUCAGAUAAAGGAUAUGUCUGAACAAAAUUUAAUCGGAACUAUUCAAAUGUUCAAUGAAUUGACCGGCUCCGGCGCAAUUCCGGACGAUUGCGACACCAAGGCCUUUUAUUCCCACAUCACUAACGGUCAUGUCCGCCAGCUCCACCGUGAACGAGGCCGUCUCACCUACCUCCUUUGCGUCAAACCUGCUGUAGCGAAUGUUUAUGGGUUUUUACAUGGAGGAUUUGUUGCUACGGUUGCGGAGCUCGUAUCAAUAGCUUGUGCCAGAACUGUCGUGGGUGAGGAUAAGAAAUUAUUUAUUGGGGAACUGAGCAUUUCUUAUCUCUCUGGUGCUCCGGAAAAUGCAGAGGUUAUAGUAGAAGCUUCUGUUUUGAGGAGUGGAAGAAGUUUGAGUGUGGUGGAAGUAGAGUUUAAACUUCAAAAGACAGGUAAGUUGGUGUACACAGCUCGUUUUACCCUUUAUAACAUGCCAAUGGCAAAGCUAUAGAAAUCCUUGGUUCGUUCUACCUAAGAUCAAAAUUUGUCAGCAACCUAAAUAAAAACCCCAAUGCUUCGAGUCGAAGAAUCGUGUUGCUCAGUGUAAUGUUCAAAAGAGUAGGGAAUGUGUAUGGAUUACACACUUGAUUAUCCUUGUAUACUAUAUAUAUAUAUAUUUGCAAAUUAUAGAAAAUAGUUCAGUUUCUUGCUUCAAUAUUUUGUAUAGUCACGUUCAUGUAUGGAUUAGAUUAGAAUCUUUACUGUCAUUUUGUUUUAGUUUUUUAAUAGUUAGUAAAGUUUUCGAACAUUUUAUUUUGCUAGAUAAAAACAUACAUUGAUGUUUA
Cucumis sativus (cucumber) is the source of this 1010-nucleotide messenger RNA. Its product is annotated as acyl-coenzyme A thioesterase 13. The record is from RefSeq and is a predicted model, not a curated record. The transcript has 3 exons. Lineage: Eukaryota; Viridiplantae; Streptophyta; Magnoliopsida; Cucurbitales; Cucurbitaceae. The coding region runs from base 131 to 676 and encodes 181 amino acids. Gene Ontology annotation, molecular function: fatty acyl-CoA hydrolase activity.